AUGUCGCAAGAAGAUAGCGGGGGACAUGAGCAAAGUAGUGGAGGGCCUGAUCAAAGCACAAUUAUUCGAGCUAUGCAACAACAAUUUGAGCGAAUGAACAUGGUGCUCAAUACGAUUAAUGACCGGUUGGAGAGGCAUGAUGAGCGGAUUGACCUGUUGCGACAAGCUCCCAAUCAACAACCAAGGAGGAACAAUAACCGACAACCAGCACCUACUACUGAUCCAUUUGAUGGCCACGAGGAGAGAUCCUAUGAUGAUGAGGAUGAUGCAAGAGCGAUCCCGAUAUUUACAUCGAAUGGGAAAGGAGGGUUGAACUGGUUUUUGAUUGUCACAAACUACUCCGAGGAGAAGAAGGUGAAGCUUGCAGCUGUGGCAUUCACCGACUAUGCCAUAGUUUGGUGGGAUCAAUUGACGGUGAGUAGACGCCGAAAUGGAGAGCGACCUAUUGACAAUUGGGAGGGCAUGAAAGCUGUCAUGCGGAGGAGGUUUGUCCCAUCCCAUUACUACCGGGAUUUAUACUUGAAGCUGCAGAAUCUUAAGCAAGGGUCUAAGACCGUGGAGGAGUACCACAAGGAGAUGGAGAUUGCCAUGAUUCGCGCCAAUGUUGAGGAGGAUCGAGAGGCAACCAUGGCUCGGUUCAUUAGUGGACUUAAUCGGGAGAUUGCCAAUAUUGUGGAGCUCCACCAUUAUGUGGAGCUUGAAGAAUUGGUGCACAUGGCUAUGAAGGUUGAGAGGCAACUCAAGAAGGGGGGACGAUCGUCAUCCAGGUUCGAAUCCUCUAAUUCGAAUUCGAAGUGGACUUCCAAGUUUGAAGGGGCUGGACCUAAAUGGACUGGUUCGAAGCAAGAGGAGAAGGCCAAGGGAAACAAGCCCGCAACCAAGCCAUCAUCUGAUUCUAAGGAGAGGGAUGCCGAUAUUCCACCUUUCGAAAUCUCUAUCUUGGACGAUCCGGGAUUUGAUUCCAUAUCAUUGUUGCUGGGUUCCACGACGGAUUCGACGGGGUUCACAUCACUCGUGCCCCGACUCGGGUCCCCUCAAAUUGGGCCCGGACUCGAGUCAAGGCACGUGAGUACUCGCUAGACGUCAAUUCUGUU
Molecule: messenger RNA, 1094 nt
Organism: Punica granatum (pomegranate)
Lineage: Eukaryota; Viridiplantae; Streptophyta; Magnoliopsida; Myrtales; Lythraceae
Source: RefSeq, a predicted model, not a curated record